AUGGUGUUGCUGGCCGGGCCCGGGCCGGAGGGCGGCGGGGCGCGCCGCGUGCCCCCGCAGACGCCGUCCCCACCCCGGGGCGCUCUGGUCGGGGAGGACCCUGGCGACUACGAAGAGUACGAGGACUUCUCGUGUCUGCCCGACACCCGCAGCAUCGCCUCGGACGACUCCUUUUACCCUGUCGGAGGCGAGGAGGAAUACGGCACCGCGAGUGCGGAGGUCGUCCCAGAGGGCGUCCCGGAGGAGGCGACCCUCCUGCGCGCCGCCUGCGCCAACGACGUGGGGCUGCUGAGGGAGCUGGUGCGGCGGGGGCCGAGCGCUGAGGAGGUGCAGGAGACCGACCGCAACGGCCGGACUGGCCUUAUUGUCGCCUGCUACCACGGCUUUGUGGAUACUGUGGUGGUCUUAGCAGAGUGCCCCCACGUUGAUGUCAACUGGCAGGACAGCGAGGGGAACACGGCCCUAAUCACAGCCGCACAGGCAGGGCAUGCCACCAUCACCAACUACUUGCUGAACUAUUUUCCUGGCCUUGACCUUGAGAGGAGGAACGUGUUUGGGUUCACUGCCCUAAUGAAAGCCGCCAUGCAGGGCCGAACGGAGUGCAUCAGAGCCCUGAUGCUAGCAGGAGCAGAUGUCCAUGCCAGGGACCCCCGCCGUGGGAUGUCGCCCCAGGAGUGGGCCACUUACACUGGACGGGUGGAGGCUGUCCGCCUCAUCCAGAGGCUGCUGGAGCGACCCUGCCCGGAGCAGUUUGGGGAAAAAUACAAACCAGAGCUGCCGCUGCCUCCGGAGGCCGUUCUGAAGCCCUCGGGCUCCAAAAACUGCUUGCAGAAGCUCACCGAGCUUGUGCGGUCCGCGCUGACCUCCCGCUCACGCCAGGGCCUGGAGGAUGGGGGUGUCCUGGACCACAUGGUCAGGAUGACCACGAGCCUGUACAGCCCCGCCGUCGCCAUCGUCUGCCAGACUGUGUGCCCCGAGAACCCCCCCUGUGUGGGGAAGAGGCGGCUGGCGGUGCAGGAAAUCCUGGAGGCUCAGGGGAACCGGGACACGCACGCCCAGGAGAGUGACAAGAUCCAGGGCUCUGAGCAGCCAUUCCGGACCUCCCAGGCCGUCGGGGUCUCCAGAGAGGUGGCCCCGAGAGCCAGCCUCCCGUCUCCGCAGCUGCCGGGUGCCCCGCGGAGGACCAGCCUCCUGCCCCUGCAGCUGCUGCGGAGGAGCAGCGUGCGGCCCGGCGUGGUCAUCCCCAGGGUGCGCAUCAGCAAGGCGCCCGCGCCCACCUUCCAGCCGGAGCGGACGGCCGCCAAGGGCAGCACCAAGGACAGCGCCCACUUGCAGCUCCCCAAGUGGCGGUACAAGGAGGCCAAGGAGGAAAAGAGGAAGGCGGAAGAAGCGGAGAAGCAGCGGGUGGCGGCGACGGCGCAGAAGGAAAAGCGGACGUCCUCCUGGAGGAAAAGGACGUGA
This is a messenger RNA of Odobenus rosmarus divergens (Pacific walrus), 1461 nucleotides long. RefSeq names its product ankyrin repeat domain-containing protein 33B-like (gene ANKRD33B). Gene Ontology annotation, molecular function: protein binding. Lineage: Eukaryota; Metazoa; Chordata; Mammalia; Carnivora; Odobenidae. The coding region runs from base 1 to 1461 and encodes 486 amino acids. The record is from RefSeq and is a predicted model, not a curated record. The transcript is spliced from 4 exons.